Molecule: messenger RNA, 318 nt
Organism: Echinostoma caproni
Lineage: Eukaryota; Metazoa; Platyhelminthes; Trematoda; Plagiorchiida; Echinostomatidae
Source: the annotation of a GenBank genome assembly
GCCGCCCAGGAAUCAGUUCGUAGUAGGAAACGAUGGGAUACGGACGGAGAUGUGGUUCGACCUAUGGAUUCCCAUUUAUCACCAAUUCGAUCCGGGGAAGAAGAAGCUGAAUUGGAACUAGAUCAGUCCUACUUAGCUAGCGGCAGUGACGAAAUGGAAUCGGAGAUGGGAACACAUCCUUUGGCCCCGGUUAGUUCACAGAGAACACGAGGAUCAGUCAACAAUGGUCAUAACAGUUACGGAUCAGCGAGAAGAGCUCGUUCUCCACCGGACACAUCCAAUCACUCACAUGUGUCUGGUGAUCCCACACUUAUCUGA